Messenger RNA from Phodopus roborovskii (desert hamster), 1368 nucleotides. It is a transcript of the gene Kera, whose product is annotated as keratocan. Gene Ontology annotation, molecular function: protein binding. The coding region runs from base 1 to 1056 and encodes 351 amino acids. NCBI's taxonomy places the organism in Eukaryota, Metazoa, Chordata, Mammalia, Rodentia, Cricetidae. The record is from RefSeq and is a predicted model, not a curated record. The transcript has 2 exons.
AUGGCAACUGCAAUCUGUUUAAUGCUCGGAGUGUUACUCACAGCAGACACUGUGUGGACACAGAGUGUGAGACAGGCCUAUGAGGUACUGGACCCAGAAGACUGGGAUGUGCAUGAUGACUUCUAUUGUCCCAGGGAAUGUUUCUGUCCACCCAGUUUCCCUACUGCCUUAUACUGUGAGAACAGAGGUCUCAGGGAAAUCCCAGCUAUUCCUUCAAGGAUCUGGUACCUGUACCUGGAAAACAACCAGAUAGAAACCAUACCUGAGAAACCAUUUGAGAAUGCCACCCAGCUAAGAUGGAUCAAUUUAAACAAGAACAAAAUAACCAACUAUGGGAUAGAGAAGGGGGCCCUCAGCCAGUUAAAGAAGCUUCUUUUUCUGUUUCUAGAAGAUAAUGAGCUAGAGGAGGUACCUUCUCCAUUGCCAAGAAGUUUGGAACAAUUGCAGUUAGCUAGAAAUAAGGUAUCCAGAAUUCCUCAGGGAACCUUCAGUAACCUGGAAAACCUGACCCUACUUGACCUACAGCACAACAAACUUUUAGAUAAUGCUUUUCAAAGAGAUACCUUCAAGGGGCUUAAGAACCUCAUGCAGCUGAACAUGGCCAAGAAUGCCCUGAGGAGCAUGCCGCCAAGAUUACCAGCUAACACCAUGCAGCUGUUUCUGGACAACAACUCCAUUGAAGCAAUACCUGAAAAUUAUUUCAACGUGAUUCCUAAAGUGGCCUUCCUGAGACUGAACCACAACAAGCUGACAGAUGUAGGCCUCCCAUCCAGAGGUUUCGAUGUCUCGUCCAUUCUAGACCUUCAACUGUCUCACAAUCAGCUCACAAGCUUUCCCCGAAUUAAUGCCAAUCUGCAGCACCUACACCUUGAUCACAACAAAAUUAAAAACGUGAACAUCUCAGUAAUAUGUCCUACCACACUACGUGCAGAACAGGAUGCCUUCAUUCAUGGACCUCAACUGAGCUACCUGCGUCUGGAUGGAAAUGAAAUCAAGCCACCAAUCCCAAUAGAUAUAGUGACAUGCUUCAAGCUUUUACAGGCUUUCAUUAUAUAAACAGCUCCACCAAAUCCAAAGUGGAUUAAGAGUAGUUGUGGUAUGGAAUUCAAUUGUUUCUCCUAGGUCACAAGCCAUAUUUACAAUAGUUCUUAACCACAAUUUUCAUCUGUGCAGCUUAUUUGUUUUUCCAUUCGAAGGUGCUUUGGUCAGUGGCAAACAGGUGCCACUUGUUAUAAUUUGCUUUUCUCUGAUUAACUAAACAGACACUGAGUUGAAGUAACUUCUCAACUCAAAGCUAUUUUUGUCUCUUUGAAGCUACUAAUAUCAAGCAAUUUUUUAAUUAUUAUAUAUUCAAAAUGAUUUACUUGU